Baudoinia panamericana UAMH 10762 is the source of this 1803-nucleotide messenger RNA. RefSeq lists its product as uncharacterized. The coding region runs from base 1 to 1803 and encodes 600 amino acids. Gene Ontology annotation, molecular function: propionyl-CoA carboxylase activity. Lineage: Eukaryota; Fungi; Ascomycota; Dothideomycetes; Mycosphaerellales; Teratosphaeriaceae. The record is from RefSeq and is a predicted model, not a curated record. The transcript has 3 exons.
AUGGCUGGCCCAGACGACGCUCCAAAUGGCAGCAUAGACAAGGCCGAAGACUUGUCAACAUCCAAGUCUCCGGACCUGACAAGCAAAGCCACAGCCAGAGCAGCUCAACUCUCCGGCCACCUCGCUUCCCAAAACGGCAUCACUUCUAACACCAGCAAACGACGACGCCAGAAGAAACCAGACGAGCUUCCCGCAGACUACAGCGACGUCCUCGGCCAACUCAACAAACUCCGCCACCUCGCCGCCAACCCCGACCAAACCAAAACCGGCUACAUCCGACAUCGACAAGCAGGUAAACUCUGGGUCCGCGAACGCAUCAACCAAAUCCUCGACAAAGACUCCUUUACCGAAGUCGGCAGUGUGGUAGGUAAAGUGAAAUGGAGGCAAACCGGACCCAUCACGGAAGAACCACUCGAAUUCACUCCCACGAACAAUCUCAAUGGUUUCGGGAUGCUGGGCGGAAGACGUGUGGUACUUACUGCUGAUGACUUCACCAUCCGCGCCGGACACGCGGACGGUGCGGUCAUGGCGAAGACGGUGUAUAUGGAGAAACUGGCCCUCUCGCUCAAACUGCCGAUGAUCAAACUCGUCGACGGCUCGUCGGGCGGUGGCUCCGUGUCGACGAUUAUCACGAAUCAGUAUGCUUACGUGCCGCCGCUGGACGGGAGUCACGCGGUUGUUGAGCAGCUGAACGCUGGGAUUCCGAACCUGGGCGCGGCGUUGGGGACGGCUGUCGGGCUCGGGGCUGCCAGAGUCGUGGCGUGCCAUUUCUCGGUGAUGGCGGCGGAUGUCGGUUCGCUGUUUAAUGCGGGACCGCAGGUCGUGGCGAAUGCCACCUUUGAGGAAGACCUGUCGUUCAAAGAACUGGGUGGUCCAGCGAUCCAUUGCACCAACGGCACGAUCGACAAUCUUGCUCCGGACGAGGCGGGGUGUUUCCAGCAGAUCCGGACGGUGCUCGGGUUUCUGCCGAAUUGUGGCACGCAGAUACCGCCGACGAUUGCGUGUGAAGAUCCGAUCGAGCGGACGGCGCCUGAGCUGCGGACUCUGAUCCCGAGACGGCGUGAGCGAAUGUACGACCCGAGGAAGAUGAUCUCGACCGUCGUCGACAACGGGUCCUUUUUCGAGAUUGGUACGUUAUGGGGACGGACGGCGAUUGUUGGAUUAGCACGGCUUGGUGGCAACCCCGUGGGCAUCAUCUGCAAUAACGCCGAAGUGUUGACGGGAGCGCUAGACGCGGCGGGCUCGCAGAAAAUCACGCGACAUCUGAAAAUGUGCGAUGUGUUCAACCUGCCGAUCCUGCAGUUUGUUGACGUGCCCGGCUACUCCAUCGGGACCGUUGCCGAACGAACAGCCACCAUGCGCUGGGGCGUCGAGCUUUGGAAAGCCUACUACACCACUACCGUCCCCUUGUUCAAUGUCAUUGUUCGAAAGGCGUACGGAAUUGCAGGAAGUAUCAUGGUAGAGUGCCGCCAGCCGCAUACCAGAGUCGCAUGGCCAUCGGGAGAAUGGGGUAGCCUUCCACUGGACGGCGGUAUCGCUGUCGGCCACGCCAGCGAACUCCGCAAGCUCGAGAAGGAGCACGGAGUGGAGGCGAAAGACGCAAGAUACAAAGAGCUCGAGACCGAGUAUCGGAGGUUGAUGAAUCCUGUGAGGACGGCUAAUGCGUUUAGUAUCGAAGAGAUCAUCGAUCCAGCUGUCACUAGACCGCUGGUUAGCGAGUGGUGCAAGAUGGUUUACGAAACGGUUCUUCCCGAAAGAGUCGUGCAGAGAGUUUGCGGGAAGCUGCAGCCUGUGUAUAUGUAG